Messenger RNA from Orbilia oligospora ATCC 24927, 1959 nucleotides. RefSeq lists its product as uncharacterized. Lineage: Eukaryota; Fungi; Ascomycota; Orbiliomycetes; Orbiliales; Orbiliaceae. Bases 1 to 1959 code for a protein of 652 amino acids. Gene Ontology annotation, molecular function: transcription coactivator activity. The record is from RefSeq and is a predicted model, not a curated record. The transcript has 4 exons. Gene Ontology annotation, biological process: regulation of transcription by RNA polymerase II. Gene Ontology annotation, cellular component: SAGA complex.
AUGCCACCCCAGGCCGGCAAGGGCAAAGGCAAAUCCCGAGGCGGCGGCAGCUCAAGUACCUCUAAUCGCGGUCGUAGCCGCAGCCGUAACACGACUCCAGCCUCCAUGAACGACCACAGUUCCUCCGUGUCCGAGCAACAGCUCGCCGCCGAUAGACGAGAGGAUGCCGAACCGGCGACCUAUGCGAAUGUCUUCCAGCAGUUCUUAGUCUCUGCGGAUUCGUAUACGAGUAGUGCGCAACCGUCGCAGUUCGUACCGGCGAUAUCAUCUUUGGACCAGCUCCUGAAGGAUUUGACGGAUUUGAGAGAGCAGGCGGAUAAAAGGAAAUCGACUGUGGAUAGGAAGAUUGUUAAGAUAGAGUUGAAGUUGGAGAAAAUUACAAAGGAAGAAGAGGAGAAGAAGAAUGAGGGCAUUAAGUCUGAGAAGGAAGAUAAAAAGAAGAAGAAGGAUAGAGCUAUGAGCUCGGAAGGUAACAAUCACCGUCCUCAUGCAUUGGGCGCUCAUAGUACAACGUCGCAGAACCCUUCUACUGCACAUAUUAAGGAAGAAGCAGACGAAGGCCGGGCUACGAACACUAAGAAACGGAAAGCAUCCGCCUCGCUUGAAGUCGACGAAAUGGAUGAACAACCAGCAAAAUCACCUAAGAGGGAAGCUGCUGAGGAUGAUCAACCAGGAUCCGAAGACGAUGAGCAACCUCCUCCUAUGGCCACCCUUCUAAUUGCAGAGGAACUAUCCAACGACCCCGCUGACUACGAAAUUGGAACCGUUUACCCGGACACGACUGUUGACGAAAAACGAAAGAUAUUCUCCGUCGCCCAGUAUCCUAUGAUAGAUAUUUCGGACUUGAUACCCGGAGACCCUCCGGAUGAAGACUUUAGUAGAGCCAAGCCGAAUUCACAAAUUGCUAUGAAUACAUUUUCUUCGUAUAUUGAGCCUUAUUUUAGGCUCUAUACGGAGGAGGAUUUGGCAUUUCUGAGGGAGAGAGGUGAUAGAAUCGGACCGUAUCUUAUUCCGGCCCUCGGACGACCAUAUAAGGAUGUGUGGUCCGAGGAAGACGGGUCACCAUACGAACCUACCUCGACAGGUCAAGAACACGUCGCUCUCGGCAAGCCCGAUGAUCUUCGAGAUGAAAUUCUAGCAAAGAAUACUAUUUCUCUCGGCCCGUUGCUUUCUCGAGUUAUGUCAGGUCUUGUUGUAGAGGAUAUUGACGAGCCUACGGUAGCAAGCGGCGUAGGCCUCACCAACGGAGCUGCCGGUGGGCUAGAUGUGAUCAUGGAGAACGCGGAGUCUACUUCAGGAAUAAACGGUAUGACGAAUGGCGCUGGUGGAGAUGAGCCUAGAGGUGCAACUCUACGCCCUGUCGCCGCUACGUCGCUCAAUCUUCCUGAGGGUAUUGUCUCAUCCAAAGACUGGAAGAUAUCCGUCAACAGACCCGAAUUCUCAUCUCUAGAAGAACGUAUCAGGCAAGAGAUGAUUUAUAUGGGAAUGGUUGGCCCGUCUGAUACCUUUCAUUUUGCUGAUAAACAGGACGAUGAAGUUUCAGCACGUCUUCGAGAGCUACAAACUGAGUUGCGAACUGUUUCGAUUCGAAACGGAGCUCGUAAAACGCGACUUGCUGAGCUACUUGGGGAGCAACUUGCUUAUCAGGAAUACGCGACUAUCCUCGAUGACCUGGAUAAGCAAGUUGAUCAGGCGUAUUUGAAACGAACUCGAGGGAUGAAGGCUAAAAAGAAGAAGCCGUUUGCGCAUCAUAACGCCAACGCGGCACAAACGGCACGUCCUGGCAUCGGAGAUAUGGCGAAGACAUUGAUGGAAAGACGAAGGAAGUGGAAGGAUACCGUUGGACCCGUAUUUGAUAAAGAUGUAACCCGGAUUCCCGACAAAACGAUAUUCGACGAGGAUAUCAUGAGAGGACUGGAGGCGAAGGAAGCUACCGGUGAGAGCAUGGAAGACGACUAG